AAAAACCAGCUAAAAUGCUAUCAGUAGCAGUUAUCUAUGGAAGCAGUAGCUUUCCAAAUCAGUUUUGAUCAAUAUCAGAUUGUUAUCCAGAUCACUUCUAGUAUCCAUAUAUCACUCCACAGUCUCCCUGUCAGCUUCUUGGUCAAGUGAUCGCAUUUUUUCUAUUAGGGCAUCAUAAGCAUGAGAUUUAGCCUAGCGAUCACUGAAUUCUUUGGACUAAAUUUGCCAUAGACAAGACAUGAUUAUAUUUUCAAAAACUUGAGAACUAAACAGCUGUUUUUCCCGCGUUUUUAAGUUCUGUUUACUUUGAACCUUCGUGAAAACUCUUCAUAACAAACGACCAAUAUUUUUAGACGUGACACUUGAACUGUUCACAGUCUAUAUCAUUCUACAUUGAAAUAUGGAUGGAUCUAUGUUUUCCAAUACAUCAUCGUUUAGCCGCCGAGAUACGUCUUAUCGUGAAAGACACUCUUUGAAUGAUAUCUAUGGAUUUAAAAUAGAACUCGCAAAAUCUUUAUGGUAUGAAUUCAUGGACAUGGUUGAUAAAGAUGAAGGUGGCACGAAUGAGAUCUACUUCAACUUUUCUAAAUACAUCAAAGACAACAGCGAUUAUAUCAAGGGCUUGGUUACUGAAAUAAACGGAAGAAAUCCUGUAGCUUACCCAAGAUUUCCCGCAGAAGCCCGUACACUGUACAUGACAUCAUUGAGCAAUGAAUUAACAGAAUUAAAAAAAAUGAAGGAACUGAAGAAGAGAGAGAACUUCAUUUUAAAAAGAUUGCAGAAAAAUGUCAAGAAGGCGACGGAGGCAAUAAACAAAGUGAUAGAAGAAUCGGAAACCAAAAAACAAGAAGAAGAGAUGAUCGAUUCGAUUGAAAGAAAAAUAUUAGAUUGCAAAUUCAAAGAGGCAAAAGACAAAUUGAACUACAUUCUAAAAAAGGUAUUUCCCAACAAGGAGCAUAAGGCUGUUAGUAACAUUUUGGAGAAAUUAUUCCAUGCCGAAGAUGAGGAGGAAACUAACAAUGAGAAGUGGAUAGAAAUUGGCGAUGAGGAUCAUGCUCUCGUUCAAGGCUUGUUGAGAGCCAACAUAAUCGAGAUCAAUAAAGAAAAUAAGUCGGAAAUCCGCUUACUCCAGUCCUGAUCACUCAUAACGUAUGUGCCUAUCUUAUAUUGUCUAAGAUCUCGAUAAAUUAAAGUACUAUUAAAAGUACUUCUAUUUUGUACAAAAUUGCAUGUUUUAAUGAAUAAAUGACGUUUUUUACCACAUGAAACAA
Molecule: messenger RNA, 1271 nt
Organism: Nilaparvata lugens (brown planthopper)
Lineage: Eukaryota; Metazoa; Arthropoda; Insecta; Hemiptera; Delphacidae
Exons: 7
Coding region: 401-1138 (245 amino acids)
Source: RefSeq, a predicted model, not a curated record